AUGGAGAGAAAGCCAAGAAAAGAGCAGCAAAAACCUGCAAUUCCCUCAAUCCUGGAAUUUAACAGAAUUCCCAGAAGGAAUAACUGGCCCAAGAUCCACUUCAAGAAACGCUUUGAUUUCUGGGAAGCCCGGAGCCACGCAGUUCCCGUGGCCUGGAAUGCCCUGGAGCGGAUCCUGGAGCUCCCGAGCGGGGAGGGUGACGCGUCCGCUCCCACAUUCCCGGUGCGCGUGGGGCGGGAAGGCUUUGGAAGCGGGAAGCACUACUGGGAGCUGGAGCUGGGCCGGGAGCAGGACUGGGCGCUGGGAGUGCUGCGGGAGAACGCGGGAUGCGAGGCCCGGCCCAUUCCCAGCCAGGAUUCCUGGGCUCUGCGCCGAUCCCAGGGAGAGCUUUUCUCCAGCGCCGGAGCCCGUGGGCUCGGGAAGCUCCGCUGGAGCGGCUCCGCCCUCGGCGUCUUCCUGGACCUGGAUUGGGAAUGCCUGGAAUUCUACGACGUGGAGACUGCGGAGCUCCUGGAGAGGCUGGGUCUGAGCACCACAGGGAAUUCCCAGGGAAUGUUCUUCCCGUUUGUGUCCCAGGGGGAAGGGAUCAGGAUCCGCCCGGUGCCGAUCCCGGUCCCACUAAAGGGACUUUGA
Messenger RNA from Corapipo altera (White-ruffed manakin), 633 nucleotides. Its product is annotated as E3 ubiquitin-protein ligase TRIM39-like. Gene Ontology annotation, molecular function: protein binding. The coding region runs from base 1 to 633 and encodes 210 amino acids. Lineage: Eukaryota; Metazoa; Chordata; Aves; Passeriformes; Pipridae. The transcript is spliced from 5 exons. The record is from RefSeq and is a predicted model, not a curated record.